AUGCAAAAGUUGGUAGUGAUAACCAAAAGAGUGAGAUGAAUACGAAGUUGUGUGUUCUGUUUGUUUUUGCUUUUGUAACAUGGCCAUGUCAAGGCUCAGACUACCAAGUUUUCCCUCUCCGAAUGAAAACUGGCUACAAUGAACAAUACCCAAUAGAGGUAUCAUGCGAAAGUUGGAGACUUGGCGUGGAGGCGAACAACCUCGUCAAAUGGAAAACUGUACCUGCGCCAUGCCAAGAACACGUAGCAGACUAUCUUCUCGGCGACCAAUAUAGAUCAGACUCCAAAACAGUUUGCCGUGAGGCUUACUUUUAUGCUAAAACUCUCAAUAUCACUCAAAAAGACAUCUUUGUCUUUGAUGUCGAUGACACUGCACUCUCAAAUCUUCAAUAUUUUGCUAACCAUGGUUUUGGGGUGGAAGAACAUAAUGCUACGGCUUUCAAGAUCUGGGUUUCCUACGGUGAGGCAUUUGCACUGCCCGAGACUCUUAAACUCUACAACAAACUGCUGGCUCUUGGGAUCAAAGUUGUGUUCAUCACAGAAAGACCACUGGAUCUGAAGGAUGUGACUGUUUCCAACUUACAGAAUGUUGGAUUCUACAAAUGGGACAAGUUGAUUGCCAGGGAUCCAUCCAUAUAUUCUGGGAAAUUAUCAAAUGCUUUUAAAUCUUCUGAGAGAACGAAGCUGGCUGAAGAGGGAUACAGAAUCGUUGGAAACAUUGGAGAUCAAUGGAGUGAUAUUGUUGGAGAUAAAAGAGGGUUUAGGACCUUUAAGCUGCCAAAUCCCUUGUACUAUGAUUGAACUCCCAUGUCUGUAACUCUGCUCCUAACUAUGAAAUAAAACAAGUUAGGUGAUCAAAUAGGGACACUUUGGUUUCAAUCUAUGGGUGUCUUUAUCUUGAUUAUCUUGUUGGGAUGUGUACUUGAACUAUGAAAAACCUGGGAGAAUCAACAAUGUUGUUUUCUUCACUUUGAAUGAAUUAUGAAAGUGUUCAUGUUC
This is a messenger RNA of Vigna radiata var. radiata (mung bean), 998 nucleotides long. Its product is annotated as stem 31 kDa glycoprotein. Gene Ontology annotation, molecular function: acid phosphatase activity. Lineage: Eukaryota; Viridiplantae; Streptophyta; Magnoliopsida; Fabales; Fabaceae. The coding region runs from base 36 to 800 and encodes 254 amino acids. The transcript has 3 exons. The record is from RefSeq and is a predicted model, not a curated record.